Messenger RNA from Cucumis sativus (cucumber), 2093 nucleotides. Its product is annotated as anthranilate phosphoribosyltransferase. Gene Ontology annotation, biological process: GMP biosynthetic process. Lineage: Eukaryota; Viridiplantae; Streptophyta; Magnoliopsida; Cucurbitales; Cucurbitaceae. Gene Ontology annotation, cellular component: cytosol. The transcript has 10 exons. The record is from RefSeq and is a predicted model, not a curated record. Gene Ontology annotation, molecular function: GMP synthase activity. The coding region runs from base 108 to 1883 and encodes 591 amino acids.
UCCAAAAGGCUUCCAUAUAAAUUCUCGGUGAGCGUUUUCUUUAUUCCUUUUGCGCCAUUUUCAGACGAACGAAGUUUGCAGCGAGUGGGAAGAACAUUGAAAUCGACAUGAAAGCUCUUUUCCAUUCUGAAUCUUCUUUUCUUCAUCCGCAUCAUUCUCGCUGCCAGAACAACAGAGAUCUUCUCCGUUUCCAAGUUCGAACUCCUUUGAUAUUUCCUGUUAAAGAUCGAGGACGAUGGAUUAGAGGGAAGCGGAUAUGUUUGACCGCAAAAGCUGAACUAGAUUGGGCUACGAUGGAUCAAUUAGGACUUUCGGAAUCGGAUGUACAGAGUCCGGCAAUUUCCACUUCGUAUCGUAGUUUGAAUUUGCCGAAGCCAAACCAGACGGUGCUGGAAGCUCAGGCUAGGGUUUGUACCGGACCUACUCAGACCAGGCCGCUUAGUGAAGAACAAGCUUUUAAGGUGUUGGACACAAUUUUAAGAUCAGUUAAAGGAGAGCUUAAAGAUGAAGAGGAAGUGUCACAAUCACAGCUUGGGGCAUUCUUUUCUGCAAUGACUAUACGUGCAAAUGUCUUCCCUGAGGCAACUCAGUGGAGUGAAGGGGAAAAGAAGGCAAUGACCACAUUUUGGCCACUCCUAAUUCGAGUUCUACCUCCUGAUGUAAUCUUCCUUGCUGAUCCUGAGGGUUCUAUUAUGGGAGGGAGUUCAAUUGGACCUCAAUUUGUCGGGAAAGGUUCCUGUGAAAUGAGGUUGGUUGGUGCCCUUAGAGAAAUUUUAGCAGGAGGGCAUCUUGGAUAUGAGGAGGUCCAAGGGGUGAUGAGAGACGUGCUUCCACUUAAAACAGAAAGCCUGAUGCCUUCAGGAGUUAGUCAUUCACUACUUUCAGCCUUCUUAAUUGGUCAACGUAUGAACCGGGAAACUGAUCGUGAGCUUAAAGCACAUUGCCUUGUAUUUGAUGAUGAAUCUGGUCCCACUCCAGUUGCUGAUGUUAGAUCAUUGACUCAUUAUGGGGAACCUUAUGAUGGAAAUACACGUUAUUUCAGGAGCACAUUGUUUGUUGCUGCGGUUAGAUCCUGUUAUGGGGAAUCUUGCUUGCUACAUGGUGUGGAUUGGAUGCCUCCAAAGGGUGGUAUUACUGAAGAGCAGAUGCUGAAAUUUAUGGGUGCAAACACAAACGUAUUCCCCUCGCAUGCUAAAAGACUUCUUGAGGAUGAGGAAGUUGGUUUUGCCUAUGUAAGUCAGCGUGAAGCUCGCCCAUCUUUAUAUUCAUUGGUUGGGCUGAGGGAGCACAUAAAGAAACGGCCACCAUUAGCAACAACUGAAAAGGUUCAGCAAUUUGUGAAGGCUAGAGGGAAGGAAGCUAUUGUGACUGGAUUCUAUCAUCACGGUUAUGAAGAACCACUUUUAAUGCUAAUGAGAAGAAGGGGUGUUCACUCCGGUUUAGUCGUGAAGGGUGAGGAAGGAGCACUCUCAAUGACGACAAAGUUGCGGUCAGCCAAUGCUUCGAAAGGGCUUCCUGUGAACUACUGUUCUGGUUUUCAAUCACUGAGCAUGCAAUCAGCCUUCGAAGUUGAUGGAGUAUCACGUCACAGUUUCAGUCUGGAGGUCAAUGCGGCUGACUAUGGAUUUCAACCCACUGAUACUCCAAGAACCGACAGAUCGGUGUCAAAGAAUAUAGAGUUGGGGUUAGCAGCUCUUAAUGGUGAGAAGGGAGCAGCAUACGAUAGAAUUGUGUUGAAUGCUGGAAUGGUGGAUCACUUGCUAGGAUGCAGUGGUGCUGAAGAUGUAUCCGUAGCUCUUGAAAGGGCCCGAGAAGUGAUAGACAGUGGCGAAGCUCUUAAACGUCUCUUAAACUAUAUCAAAAUUUCUAACAAGUUUAAGUAGAAAUUCUCUCUACACAACAUUUCAAAAUCUCUUUUUAUACUUCGUACAGACUCCUUCAUUUUCUUUCCAUCCUUAUCUUUGGCAAUGCCAUAAUUAUUCAUAAAGGGAAAAGUGGACCACUCACCGGCUCUGCCAUUUUGUACGUUAGACCCUUUCUUUUCUUUUCUUUCAAUGACGUGGUAAGCUUCUCCGAAGAUUUUUUUUUUUUAA